This is a messenger RNA of Metarhizium album ARSEF 1941, 2094 nucleotides long. RefSeq names its product beta-tubulin. Gene Ontology annotation, molecular function: GTPase activity; structural constituent of ribosome; GTP binding. Gene Ontology annotation, biological process: mitotic cell cycle; microtubule cytoskeleton organization; translation. Bases 1 to 2094 code for a protein of 697 amino acids. NCBI's taxonomy places the organism in Eukaryota, Fungi, Ascomycota, Sordariomycetes, Hypocreales, Clavicipitaceae. The transcript is spliced from 8 exons. Gene Ontology annotation, cellular component: microtubule; ribosome; cytoplasm. The record is from RefSeq and is a predicted model, not a curated record.
AUGCGUGAGAUUGUUCACCUUCAGACCGGUCAGUGCGGUAACCAAAUCGGUGCCGCUUUCUGGCAGACCAUCUCUGGUGAGCAUGGCCUGGACAGCAAUGGCGUCUAUAACGGCACCUCUGAGCUCCAGCUGGAGCGUAUGAGCGUCUAUUUCAACGAGGCUUCUGGUAACAAGUAUGUCCCUCGCGCUGUUCUGGUCGAUCUUGAGCCCGGUACCAUGGACGCCGUCCGUGCCGGUCCAUUCGGCCAGCUUUUCCGUCCUGACAACUUCGUCUUCGGCCAGUCUGGUGCUGGCAACAACUGGGCCAAGGGUCACUACACUGAAGGUGCUGAGCUUGUCGACAACGUCCUUGAUGUUGUACGUCGCGAGGCUGAAGGAUGCGACUGCCUCCAGGGUUUCCAGAUCACCCACUCUCUUGGCGGUGGUACCGGUGCCGGUAUGGGUACCCUGUUGAUCUCCAAGAUCCGUGAGGAGUUCCCCGACCGAAUGAUGGCCACUUUCUCCGUCGUUCCCUCUCCCAAGGUUUCCGACACCGUUGUUGAGCCCUACAACGCCACCCUCUCCGUUCAUCAGCUGGUCGAAAACUCAGACGAGACCUUUUGCAUUGACAAUGAGGCUCUGUACGACAUCUGCAUGCGCACUCUCAAGCUGUCCAACCCUUCGUACGGUGAUCUGAACUAUCUCGUCUCCGCCGUCAUGUCCGGUGUCACUACGUGCUUGCGAUUCCCAGGUCAGCUGAACUCUGAUCUGCGUAAGCUGGCCGUCAACAUGGUCCCCUUCCCUCGUCUGCACUUCUUCAUGGUCGGCUUUGCCCCCCUGACCAGUCGUGGUGCUCAUUCUUUCCGCGCUGUCAGCGUUCCUGAGCUCACCCAACAGAUGUUCGACCCCAAAAACAUGAUGGCAGCUUCUGACUUCCGAAACGGUCGCUACCUGACCUGCUCUGCUAUUUUCCGUGGCAAGGUCUCUAUGAAGGAGGUCGAGGAUCAGAUGCGUAACGUGCAGAACAAGAACUCCACCUACUUUGUCGAAUGGAUUCCCAACAAUAUUCAGACCGCUCUCUGCGCCAUUCCUCCCCGUGGCCUGAAGAUGUCUUCUACCUUCAUCGGCAACUCUACUUCCAUCCAGGAGCUCUUCAAGCGUGUUGGCGAGCAGUUCACUGCUAUGUUCCGUCGCAAGGCUUUCUUGCAUUGGUACACUGGUGAGGGUAUGGACGAGAUGGAGUUCACUGAGGCCGAGUCCAAUAUGAACGAUCUGGUCUCUGAAUACCAGCAGUAUCAGGAAGCUGGUGUUGAUGAUGAGCAGGAACAAGAGUACGACGAAGAGGCUCCAGUUGACGAGCCUUUAGAGUUUGUCCCUGCCAAGGGCAAGGCAUUUGGUCAUGCGCUGCGCAUGAAUGCGCCGGAAGCGCUAAUGGAAUUCCUGGUGCCAGCAUGGCAGACGUCUGCGCAACGGCAAUUCUCGACCACGACGAAGCGACCCUCGAAGCUUGGGCGAACGCCAAUUUCUAUCCCUCCUGGCGUGGAACUGUCGGUGAGCGAUCUCAAGUCGUCCAAGGUCGCGACAUCAUACAAGCCUUCCAUUAAGAAGACCAUCACAGUGAAGGGGCCGUUAGGAUCACUGGAGCUCGACGUCCCUGAAUUCGUGAUACUGCAGCAGGACCCGGAGAACAAGACGGCCUUGUUGAGCGUCGAGAAUGCCGACGUCAAGCAUCAAAAGGAGAUGUGGGGCACGUCGUGGUCCUACCUGAGCAACUACGUGAUGGGGGUGUCGGAGGGCCACACGGCCAUCCUGCGCCUGGUGGGCGUCGGGUACCGAGCGAGCGUCGAGCGCCGCGGCGCCAAGGAGCAGUAUCCGGGGCAGAAGUUUCUCUGCCUGAAGCUGGGCUUCACGCACCCUGUCGAGGAGGGCAUUCCGCAGGGCGUCACGGUGACGACGCCCUCGCCGACGAGGAUCCUGCUGGAGGGCACGGACCGCGAGGUCGUCAUGUCGUUUGCGGGGAGGGUGAGGCAGUGGCGACCGCCGGAGCCGUACAAGGGCAAGGGGGUGUUUAUCAAUGAUCAGACGAUCAAGUUGAAGCAGAAGAAGAUCAAGUAG